This is a messenger RNA of Oppiella nova, 2104 nucleotides long. The record is from the annotation of a GenBank genome assembly. NCBI's taxonomy places the organism in Eukaryota, Metazoa, Arthropoda, Arachnida, Sarcoptiformes, Oppiidae.
AUGGAGCAGGCUACAAAUAAAAUUGCAAUUCUCAUAUCUGGUAUACCAUAUACCGCGUCAAAACGGGUGAUAUCAUUGGACAUUAGGUUCACAAUGUGGCCGACCGUCGUUUUGGCCAGGGAUGCCUGGCUCAAGGUGGAGGCGCGUAAUCUCAUACCCAUUCGCAUGACUAGCAUGAGAGCCACGUGGUAUAGCAAUAUGAACAAGGCCGUACUAAAACAUAAGGCUCCGGCGGCUACGCACGCGCUUACCCCCAAUCUCCUGGACUAUACGUUGCGACUCGUCGUGUCGGGAGCACCGGAACAGGUCGUCCACAUCGAGACGAUUCUUACGCCAACCCGUCAUAAACACCGGGAAUACCCAUCUUUUUCAAAUGAGGAGUUGGAGAACUUUAACGUGAAAUACAUAGUGGAGGCGCCGGUAGACGCGGACAAGAAGUCCAUUCAGAGCUGCGAUAACGAGAGACUGAAAGCCGCGCGUAAGAGGAGUAAGAAAUUGAGGCAACGAUUGGCCGCAAAAGCGGUUCAAUUCGAGCAAAAUGUCGGCCAAAAGGGUUCACAACCGGCGCUGUCGUCCAAAAGCAUUCAAUCCGUGAAUAAGAAUAAGAUUUCGAAGAUUUUUAAGGACUUGUCGACACUGAGCGCCGACACCCAAAUCACGGGCCACUGGCCCUCGAAUAUGACCCACAGUUUGGAGCGGAAUCUGAAUGAAUUGGAAAAACUUUUUCGCGGGAAAGGCGUCACGGAUUCGCUGUAUUUCCACUCAUUAAACGGCACCCAAUUGUUGACCAAAAUGUUGUCCCGUAUUACGAACGGCACGAAAGAGAGGCCGACGUCCCUAACGGACCGCUCGAACGCCAAGUUGGCCGCCGUUUACGAACUGGUAUGCAGUCAGCACUGGGAUGUCAGCGACUAUGUCCUGCAGUCCAACCUCAUGAUGGAGUUGUUGGACAUACUGUGCCAUCGGAUUAACCUGUUGGACGCGACACUAAUCAGUACUACCGGUCCCACGACCUGCGAUACAGUGGUCGGCGCCUUAUGUCAGCUCUUGUCGACGAUUUUCGACACACUUUACGCCCAUUACUCGAGACUCGUGGACACGACUGACGACUGUCUGGCGUUUAAUCACUUGAUUCAAGACGUGAUCAGCUAUAUCGUGAGCGUCGGUAUGAUUGACAAGUUGUCGCUAAUGAUGGUCAACACGAGGAACAGUAUUCGGGAUCCGAUAGACGACUGUCCGGAGAUGACUCAGUGCUGGCGAAGCAUUAUAUCGCUGUUCAGUUCGGUCUCCAAACUAAUGGCACUGAAAGUGGAGAACAGAUUCGGCUCUAAAUACCGACUUCUGCUCUGUGUUGACUACGACUGGAAGACACCACAGCACAGAGACUAUAUACCACACGAGAACGUAAGCCCUCGUGGCCAUGCAAGGCUACCACUGCGGGGUGGCGUGGCGGCCGACCAUACGCUGGAGUUGACGUUAGAAGUGAUACGACUUUUGAAUUAUGUGUCGCUUCUGGAUCUCAAUUUCGUUCAGAGUAUUUUGGGCGGUGAGGGUCUGUCGGAUGUCGAGGCCACAUUACUCCAGUCGGGACAGAGGCCUACAGUCGUGCAGCAGUUGUGUUGCCUUCCCUUCGAGUACUUCAGCGAUAAGCGGUUGAGUGGAGUACUGUUCCCCACACUAAUCGCCUGUUGCUUUCAAAACACGCCGAACCGUACGAUUCUGGAGCAGGAGAUGUCGACUCUCAUGCUCUCCACGUUCAUCGAGUCAACUAUAGUGGGCCUACAGUUGCGGGCAGUGGACAGUCAUGUCAGUAGUGGUCAGCAAAAGCCCGACGAAGCCCUGGCUGAACAGCGCCUGACGUUUGCGAAACGGUUUCCCAAAAAUCGCUGGAAUGAAGCGAAGGAUUAUUUCGAGACUCAGACUCCGGUGGCUGUGGUGUAGGCGCUGUGAACGACCGCUACGAACCUUCCGGUGCCUCAUAUAUCAAGUCAUUUGUAUGAAGAGAUUUGAAAACUAUUUAUAAUUUAUUACUAUUUUUAUAACACAUUAAUUAAUUCAUGAGAUAAUUAUUAUUAUUAUUGAGAAAUACUUAACACUUGAACGC